AUGAUGGCACAACAAGUUGAAGACCAAUGUGGUGAACAAACAUUUAGCAUUGUCUGGGAUUUCAAUAAUCAGCAAUGUGACGUAAAUAUAAAUAACGAAGUCACCACUAUUUGGCUUGAUACACGAAAUCAAAGCACGUCUGAAUACUAUCAAAAUAUUGCACGUAUACGGGAAGUCAUUAAUCAUACGAAAAUAUUUCACGAUGUAAAUGAAUGUGCUUCUUACCUAUCAUCAAUGAAUGAAGGAGACCGACUAUGUUUCUUGAUAGUGGACGGCAUACUUGACCAAUUAGAUUCCUGUUUACUUUAUCCAUUAUCAGACAAUGUACGUAUAUGCAUAUUUUUACCAGAACCGAAAUUGGAAUGUAAAUAUGCACCAUGGGCCAAGAAAUUUCAACAUAAUGGUGGAUAUUUCACAGACAUUGACGUUCUUUUAAAAUCACUACGCUAUGAUUUGUCGGAAUACUCGAAAACAUCUGUAGGAUCAACAAUGAAAUGCUUAGAUGCGCAAAAAUUAAGAUUUAAUUGUUUUCUAUUAUUGCUGGAUUUACUACAUACUUCAGCAGCAGAUUCAUCAAAACAACAACUUAUUCUACACUUGAAAUCGGUUUACUCGGAAAACGCAUGUGAGAUACAAAAGAUCGAAGAGUUUGACAAAUUUUACCGUCCAGAGGAUUCAGUGUUAUGGUUUAAUCGUGACUGGUGGCUGUAUCGUGUAUUAAACUCUGCUCUUCGAACAGACAACGUACAAAUUAUAUCCUAUUUCGAUUUUUUUCUGGUUGACAUUCGUAAUCAGCUCGAUUAUAUAUACAAGAACUACAAAGAAUUCGAUUCACGUUGUACUACUUAUCGAGGUCAAUUAAUUAAUACAUUAUUAUCAUCAAGUCGUGAUGGUAACGUUGCUUCUGCGUUUUCCGGUGAUGGUUAUUCUGAUGUAUCUCUCUGUUCAGUAAUAAUUGAGAUUGAAUUCGAUACGAAUCAGACAGCGUUCAAACCAGCUGCUUAUAUUGGAAAGUAUGGAGUGUGCAUAGACGAACAAACAUUCUUAUUUUAUCCUGGAAGUCUCUUUUGGUUGAAUUCUGUUGAAGAAAUUAAGGUAAAUAUGUGGCUAGUUGGUGUAACCGUAACCACUCGAGAAAAUAGCCCAAAAUUAGUAGAAGAAUUAGAUGAUUUUUCUAAUAUCAUUCUGCUACAGCUAUUGAAAAUACUUCAGCUAAUGUCACUGCAACAAUGUGAUUCGCUUAACAAACAAAUGUUGCAACAAUGUCGUUUAUAUUAUGCUAACAACAAAUCUGAACUAGUUAAAAUCAAUGACUUCGAAAAAAACUAUCAAUCUGAUCAAGCAAUUGCAUGGUAUACAAAAGAUUCGUUUUUAUAUCGGCUGGUUAACACAGUGUUGCGGGCUGGUAAUAUUAGCGAUAUAUUAGAUUUCCGAAUAUAUAUUACAGAUUUGUAUGAACAGUUAACAAAAGUCCAACCCGAACAUUUUCUAUUCAUUCCAGAACAAACAAAAACCGUAUACCGAGGCCAAUUAAUGAAUUUAAAAGAAUUUAAAGACCUAAAAGCAAACAUCAAUAGAUUUAUUUCGGCUACUACAUUUUUGUCUGCUACAACUGAUCGUGAUUCUGCUCUAUUUUUUUCUGGAUAUGGAACUAGUUUGCCAGCUUAUAAAUCAGUCCUAUUCAAUAUUAAAUUGAAUGACGAUCAAAUACGAAGAAGCAAAUAUUUUGCAUCAAUUUCACAUUUUAAUACGUGUAUUACCUCUACUCUUAGGAACAAGCUUCUAGCACAGACCCCUGCUACUAAUAAUACUAAUGACAAUAUGAGUAAGUCUAGUGGUGAAAAUGCUUUAAAUUCAAGUGAUAGCCAAAUACUUCCGAAUACUUGUCUAGCCGAGCGUCAGCUAUUAACAGAUAAGGAUAUAAAAGAUGGUUCGAAGAUUAAUACUGAUAAUCAAACAAUGGGUGAUGUUCAUUUAUCUGACUUAGAAACGCUAAAGAACAACUGCACAGGAGAUCUAUUUAGUCUUUAUUUCCAUGGAACAAAGUUCACAACUUGUUCCGAUAAUGUACGUCCUCAACGAACAGCAAUCAACAAUUUUGGCAGUAUCCAAUAUCUUGAUGUAUAG
This is a messenger RNA of Rotaria socialis, 2127 nucleotides long. The record is from the annotation of a GenBank genome assembly. NCBI's taxonomy places the organism in Eukaryota, Metazoa, Rotifera, Eurotatoria, Philodinida, Philodinidae.